Molecule: messenger RNA, 756 nt
Organism: Colletotrichum navitas
Lineage: Eukaryota; Fungi; Ascomycota; Sordariomycetes; Glomerellales; Glomerellaceae
Exons: 1
Coding region: 55-525 (156 amino acids)
Source: RefSeq, a predicted model, not a curated record
CCUGUUUUCAUGAUGCUGAAUUUUCUGAUGGGCUAGGUAUUUUUCGUAAUCCCCAUGGCAGGGGAGGAAAAAAAAAACCACCAAGAAAAAAAAAUUGGAGUCGGCAAAGGAGAACGGCGAGAGACGAGGACGAGGACAUCUAGGCUUCAGGUGACUGGCUACACAGCGACGCAACGCAUCACAACGCAAUGUAAUGUAGAGUGUGAGGGGAAAAUGAGAGGAUCGCGAACAACGACCAACCUGGUCUGGAGUACAGGUCGCUGGGGAUUUGAAUUUGCAAAGUCGCCUGCCUUUGAGUUCGAGUCCCUGGUGUCUGCGGAAAAGCAUGAACCCAUAUGUCCAAAACCUCGAGUUCACGUCCGUGCCUCCCUCCCUAUCCACCUUAUCGGGAAAAUGGUUUUGUUUCCUCUUUUUCGGAAUCCUCAAAGCCAGGAAACAUGCCUUCCUGCCCGCAUUCAUUCAUUAUAUCCACUGGGGGAGUGCUACAGACGUCAAAAUCCAGGCUGCUUCCCGACGCUGCAUUAGGUAGCCCUGCGUCAUCCACCGAGGCAGCGGGACGACAUGUACCGCGCCAGCGUAAAAGCAUGAAGUGGAAGCACAAUCCCACCUACGGCUAGGUAUUGUACAUAUAGUAUGGCGUUGGAGGCGCUCCCAGGGCUACGGGGGGCGGCCCAAAGCUAGGCUUGGCCAGCCACAGACGUGCUAGAAGUGCACGCUGUCAUGAUCAAAUCAAGUGGCGAUAUGAAAUGGCUAUCA